CCUUCCUGGCGGGCGGCAUGGCUGAGCCGGCUAGUGAUUUCGUGACUUCCCCGGGCUGGUGUUCAGCCCCCGAGCCGACCCCCACGGUGGGGCUUCUGAGCGACACUGCGCCGCUGCGGGACAAUUGGAUGCUCUGGGCCAUGUGGCCGCCGCCGCCACCGCCUUCGUCGUCGCCUCCCGCGGGAGGGUCAGAGCCGUCCUCGGAGGCGCAGCUCCUCGUGGACACCCGCUUGCACGCCCAGAUUCUUCCCGGGGCGCAGCCCCACUUGGACACCCAGUCCCGCCUGGAUUCUCAGCCUCAAAUCAACGGGCAGCCUUCCUGGCAUUUCCAGGCUUCGACAUCAUGGUACUGGAGACAGUCUCCUGGUAGUGUCCCUUGGCAUCAGAAGUCCCACAACACUCCAGUUAAACAUUCUUAUCUUCCACGAAACUAUGAUGCAAAGUUCACUGACUUCAACAGCCCUCCCAGCAGAAAACAGAAGAAAAAGAAAAGAAAAGAACCAGUUUUUCACUAUUUUUGUGAUACCUGUGAUCGUGGUUUUAAAAAUCAAGAAAAGUAUGAGAAACACAUGUCUGAACAUACAAAAUGUCCUGAAGUAGAUUGCUCUUUUAGUGCACAUGAGAAGAUUGUCCAGUUCCAUUGGAGAAAUAUGCAUGCUCCUGGUAUGAAGAAGAUCAAGUUAGACACUCCAGAGGAGAUCGCAAGAUGGAGGGAAGAAAGAAGGAAAAACUACCCAACUCUGGCCAAUAUUGAAAGGAAGAAAAAGUUAAAGGAAGAAAAGGAAAAGAGAGGAGCUGUAUUGACGACGACACAGUAUGGCAAGAUGAAAGGGAUGUCCAGACAUUCACAGAUGGCAAGGAUCAGAAGUCCUGGCAGACAUCACAAAUGGAAAAAUGACCGUGCUGGACAGAGGGAGGACAUUGCAUCACGCAAUGGCUUGUGUGACUUGAAACCUGAAGGUCCCCCUGCAGCCAAUGCAGACCCUCUGGGUGUUUUGGUGAACACGGAUUCUGAGUCUGAUAAAGAGGAGAAACCACAAAGCACUGUCAUACCCAAGGAAGUGACGCCAGCCCUGUGCUCACUCAUGAGCAGCUACGGCAGCCUCUCAGGGUCAGAGAGCGAGCCGGAAGAAGUUCCCAUUAAGACUGAAACAGACGUUCUGGCAGAAGACCAGCUUCUUCAUAGCGAUACUCCUAAGAGACCAAGUCAAGAUGUUAAAGAGACUGCUAGAAAUUUCUCAGAAGCCAAGUAUGACAGCCAGAAGAAAAGUUUUAAAAAGACAAACCCUAAGAGGAAAAAAGAUUAUCACAACUAUCAUACGUUAUUUGAACCAAGAACACACCAUCCAUAUCUCCUGGAAAUGCUUUUAGCUCCAGACAUUCGCCAUGAGAGAAAUGUGAUUUUGCAGUGUGUUCGGUACAUCAUCAAAAAAGACUUUUUUGGACUUAACACUGACUCUGUGAAAACUGAAGAUGUUUAGGUGUGUGAUGUUUCAGCUCUCAUAACUGAAGUACGUAACAGUGCCAUUCUCAAGUUAAGGGGGAAGCUUUCUAAAACUGGAUUCGUAAUUAAAUUGUAAGUCUCAAGUGAUUCUGUGUUGGGUUUUCAAGUCUUUUCUUUGAAUUGAUGCAAAUAAAUAUACAACUGAUUUUU
Messenger RNA from Rhinolophus ferrumequinum (greater horseshoe bat), 1654 nucleotides. RefSeq names its product nuclear FMR1 interacting protein 1 (gene NUFIP1). NCBI's taxonomy places the organism in Eukaryota, Metazoa, Chordata, Mammalia, Chiroptera, Rhinolophidae. Gene Ontology annotation, cellular component: nucleus. Gene Ontology annotation, biological process: box C/D snoRNP assembly. The coding region runs from base 18 to 1481 and encodes 487 amino acids. The transcript has 10 exons. The record is from RefSeq and is a predicted model, not a curated record. Gene Ontology annotation, molecular function: RNA binding.